AUAUGACAAGUACUCACACUGCUCGUGGACGCCUCUCUCUCACGUUUUCAAUGGCGAAAAUGCCAUCAUGAAGUGGACGGCUGUCAGUGCUCGAACAUUGAAGAGAAACAGCACAUCUUUUCCUUGUCAUUCUGAUAUACCUUUGUGGCAUUUUUGUCUCGUUAAAGUUUCUCUCUCCUGUCGCCCACAACCAUGGAGCCCCUUUAUUUAACGAAUCCGCCGUCGGUCUCUGUCUCCUUGACCUCCACUACUCAUACCAUCUUGAGCAAUCACCACCACCUUCAAGCUACAACCUUCAUCCUCCUCCUCUCCCCCACACGACUCGCAGACCCACCAAAGCCCACAAAAUUUCCCUCCUUCUCCUGAUUUGUUUCUCUUGUUCCAGACCGCCAUCACCAUCUUUAAUCCCUAAACGCUCCCUCUCUGUCUCUCUAGCGAAACCAUAAAUCCCUGGGAAAAAUUUCCUCUUUUUCAUUUAUCCUCAUCUGUUCCAUCUUUGCCAGACCAACACCACGAUGAAUUCCUGAGGCUCUCUUUUUCUGUGAGUGUGUUGUGUGUGUGUGUAAAACCCCCAAGACCCGCUGCUUACAAAUCCUCUGACGCCUCAUUCUUCCUUUUAAACCCCCAAUGGGCUUCUUGGUGCUCGCGUUCUUCGGUAUCUCACUUCUGGUGGUGCCGUCGCCGUUGGUGGUGGCCGAUCCUGACGACCAGGCCUGCCUGUCCAACCUUCGGCAAAGCCUGCAGGACCCCACCGGGAAGCUCGCCCACUGGACAAAGGAGAACCUCGCCGCCCCCUGCCGCGGCGUCAUCUCCGACCUCGAGGGCGUCACCUGCAAUAACGACCGCAUCUACAAGCUCUCCCUCGUCGGCUUCUCCCUCCGAGGCUCCCUCUCCCCUUUCCUCUCAAAUUGCUCCAACCUCCAGACCCUCGACCUCUCUUACAACCAGAUCUCCGGCCCCAUCCCUGCCGAGCUCCAAUCCCUCGUCAACCUCGCCGUCCUCAACCUAUCCGCAAAUAGCCUCACCGGCCCUAUACCUCCUCAGCUUGCCCUCUGCACCUACCUCAAUAUCAUCGACCUCCACCGCAACCAGCUCACUGGCCCCAUCCCCCAGCAGCUCGGCUACCUCGUCCGCCUCUCCGCCUUCGACGUCUCGGACAACCAUCUCUCCGGCCCCAUUCCUCCGCUUCUCGCCAACCGCAGCGGGAACCUGCCCAGGUUCAACUCCUCCUCCUUCGCCGGUAACAAGGAUCUCUACGGGUACCCGCUGCCGCCUAUGAGGAGCAAGAGCCUCUCUGUGAUUGCCAUUGUUGGGAUUGGUUUGGGGAGUGGGCUGUUAAGCUUGGUGAUAAGCUUCACGGCGGUGUGCGUCUGGUUGAGGGUCACGGAACAAGGGAUGGCCGCUGAGGAGGGCAAGGUCGGCCAAUUGAUGCCUGACUAUUGAGUUGUCAAAUAAAUCAAACGAAAGAUGAAGCUGUAGAGGUUGAAUCCAGUUUUAUGACAUGGCCCCAUUUGAUGAGGUGUGGGGUGUAUGAACCAUGUCUUCUUUUUUCCUUCAGUUGACAAUGAUGACAGGGUUAAGACAGAGCGUGGCGACGCAUGUGGCCCUUGUGGGUACCCGCGCGUGCAGGCAUAUGUGGUUCUGUCUGGUUCCCCUGUUGGUAUUGUGAUUAUAAUCAUUUCCGUUCAUUUUAUAUGGUGGUAUAUUGCUUGCUUACCCUUCCAGUGCUUUGGUUCUGUAAGUAUUGAAAUCAGCAUGCCUAUAUUGAUUAACCUUUUGCCUUUUGAAUCUUGUAAAAGGCGUCCUUGAGUGGGAGGGAUAUUUUUGUGCUGAGCGCACACAGGAAUACUGACAUGGCCCACGAGGGCCCAAAUGGGUCCGGUCAGAUUGUGUCUAAGUUGGCUUUAGGGGUUGGAUCUCAACCUGGCCGCCGAAUGUAUUGCAUGGUUUUCAAUCGCCCGUGACUGCAGUAUCAUAUGAACAUGCGGAUCAAAUUUUACUUUUUUGUUUU
This is a messenger RNA of Nymphaea colorata (pocket water lily), 2011 nucleotides long. RefSeq names its product receptor-like protein 44. NCBI's taxonomy places the organism in Eukaryota, Viridiplantae, Streptophyta, Magnoliopsida, Nymphaeales, Nymphaeaceae. Gene Ontology annotation, molecular function: protein binding. The record is from RefSeq and is a predicted model, not a curated record. The transcript is spliced from 2 exons. The coding region runs from base 628 to 1443 and encodes 271 amino acids.